UCGAGCGCGCUAAUGGCUGGAAUCCGUUGGAAAUUUUAUUCAAACAAUUUAGCCUUUUAUCAAGUUAUUUGGUAGCGAUUCGGUAAGAUUAAACCAUUUCUAGUAAAAACUACAACUCAUAGUAAAGCUUUGUGGUUAAAUCAUGGAAAAAGAUACUACCAGGAUACUUGCUAGCCACAAAUCUUUGGAUGAACUACGUCUGUUGAACUCACGCCACGAAAAACUAUUCAAGGACUUCGGCAUCGAGUUUGGAAACCUGAGCGAUGCCGCCCAGGAAUGUCUUGACGAUUUCGCCAAGAUCCAGGUCCUCACCGGAUUAGCCGAAAUGGGCAUGUCCUUUGUGGAUGACUUUUGCUAUCAGGAGGAAGCCAAACGGUUGGAAGCUCGUCUGCAGGCUAUUUCGCUGAAGGCCUCGAUCGAUCGGCUCAAACGGGACCUCAAGCAGGAAGAAACCGAUCUGGCCCGGCUGGAGCGCUUCGUAACGGAAACACAGGCUCAGUUGAUACCGGCCGAUGAGAUGGAGAAGAUGAGGAAUACACGCGAGCGCCAGAUCGAGAUGCUUCGAAGCAAACAGAAAACGUUGAUGGAGAAAGCGGAUGCAGUCAAUUUGGACGAUUUAAUAGCGAAAGUGAAUCAGCUGCAAGCUGAAGAAAAUGCAUGAGUGCGAAUUCACAUUUUAGCGAGUCAUUGACAAAAUGUGAUGUGAAUCCCAGUUGUAAGUCUGUUGAGGUUCAUUAAUCUAGUUGUAAGAAUGUUAUAAUAGAAAGAAGAACUCCAUACGAUUGCUUUAGUCUAAUUACAGCGAGUUUUUUUUUAAUGAGUAGUAGAGAAAAGUAAAGCGAAAAUAUAAAAAUGGA
This is a messenger RNA of Uranotaenia lowii, 857 nucleotides long. RefSeq lists its product as uncharacterized. The record is from RefSeq and is a predicted model, not a curated record. The transcript has 4 exons. The coding region runs from base 143 to 661 and encodes 172 amino acids. NCBI's taxonomy places the organism in Eukaryota, Metazoa, Arthropoda, Insecta, Diptera, Culicidae.